Molecule: messenger RNA, 14313 nt
Organism: Scaptodrosophila lebanonensis
Lineage: Eukaryota; Metazoa; Arthropoda; Insecta; Diptera; Drosophilidae
Gene: trol
Product: basement membrane-specific heparan sulfate proteoglycan core protein
Exons: 41
Coding region: 211-14154 (4647 amino acids)
Cellular component (GO): plasma membrane
Molecular function (GO): protein binding
Source: RefSeq, a predicted model, not a curated record
ACAAUUUUCGGUGCGUUGUUCUUUUGCCUGCCUGCCUGCCGACCUGCCCGGCACAGUUUGCCAUAGACAUCGUAACCUUUUUUUUGUAUCACGUUCCUAAUACACAAACACCAGACAUCGAAUACGAACACUGCCUUAAAUAGAAUAAUUUAAAAUAAAACGCAACAAAACCAACCGAUACCGAAAAUCUGUAAAAAGCACACCACAACCAUGGGAUCACCCCGGUCCCAUGUGAUGUCACUAAUGUGGCGCCUGCUAGUCCUCGCGCUGAUCCUGAACGCCUGCCAUGCAGCGGCAAACAAUAUCAAGCAAACGAACUCCUUGGGGGAGGACCUUAGCUUUGCUGAUGACGAGAGUCCGGCCUCCUUGAUGUCCGCCAACGACAAUGCUAUUGAUUUGGAUAAGGACUCGUUGCUGCCUGUCGACGAUUUGGAAGACGACGACGAUGGCGGCUGGUUUAAAAGCGCAGCCCGCCGCGUCCGUCGCGAGGUCGCCCGAUUUUUCGGCAGCGACAAUGGCUCAUUGAAGUCCACCAAAAAGCGAACGCACGCCGGUAAGCUCACCGCCAAACGAGACGCAGAGGAGCGCCGGCGUGAGCGUUUAGUGAAGCGCACGCAGCAGCAGCACGAGCGCAAGCUGAAGCGUCAGCAGAAACGUCAGCUGAAGAAGCAACAAGCAUCGCUUUCCAGGAAACGCCAAGCCGACUAUGAUGACGAGCCCGGCUCCGGCUUUGGCAACGACGACGACGAAUCAUCCUCCUACUACCGCACCCUCUUCACCAUCUCGGAGCCAUACAAGCAGGAGUAUGCGGAUCAGGACAGCUUGGCUUUCCGCCAGCUCUACGAGCAGAUUGACUCUGCGUUCACCGAGCUCUUCCAAUCCUGGUACCACAGCAAUGAUGACGACGACAGCAGUAUACGCGUAACGCUCCUGCGAGUGGACCCCACUCAGGAUACGUACAAGGUGCACGUCAUCGUGCAGCUGGAGAUUCUGAAUCGCUUCCAUACCUUCGAGGAGAAGUUGAAACAGCAGAUCGAGAAAUACGCGCGCAUCGGCUCCCUCGGGGCUGGUCUAGACGAGCACUACUACUUCAGGAAAGUGCGUGAAAACGAUCCCCUCGAUCCGCCCAUUUACAACGGUGCCGGCAAUGAAGACCACAACUCUGACUCUGACUAUAAUAUUGGCCGAGACCGAGACCAAGACCAAGACCAACGCUAUGGCCAAGACUAUGAUCAAGAGAAUGGCCAAGACUAUGACCAAGAGAAUGGCCAAGACCAUGCCCAAGAGAAUGGCCAAGAUCCUCGAUACGGCUACGAUAACGACCAGAGAAAUGAUCAAGACAAUGAAAACGAUCCUAGCUAUAACAGCGGCUAUGAUAAUGACCAGGACCGUCGCCCAGAGCAUGGCCAAGACCAUGAAGAUCCCAACUAUGAGAACGGCUAUAAUAAUGGCCAAGACAAUGGAAACGAUCCUAGCUAUAACAGCGGCUAUGAUAAUGACCAAGAUCGUCGCCCAGAGCAUGACCAAGACCAUCGAUAUGGCAAUGAUAAUGGCCAAGACAAUGGACGCGAUCCGAACUAUGGCCAGGAAGGCUACCAGGACCCGAGCGAAGGCCAGCAGAGUGGCGAGGAUAGUGUCCAUGACCCCGAGCAGGAUCCGCAGCCCGACUUUGGAGAGUGCUUAGAAAAUCCAGUUGAGGGCGUAUUCGUUUGUGCCGACCGCAGAAAACAGAUUAGAUGCUUUGAGUUCUGUUCUGGCCAGGCCAACUGUGAUGACCAGUCCGACGAGGACCCGCGCGUGUGUCAUCUCUUUGAGAAGAAAAAUGCGGAGAAAGAUCUUGAUGAGCCCCCAUACAAUCCAGCCAGCAUCGAUGUAGUGGAAGGCUCUGGCAAUAGCGAUCCAAUAAUGCCGGUUACCUACAUUUGUCAUGUCGAUGGGACGCGCAUCAGCGAUGAGAUGCGCUGCGAUGGCCACGACGAUUGUCCGUAUGGCGAGGAUGAGCAAAACUGUCCCGGCGAUGAGGAGAAAGAGUCGGAGCCCGAGCCCGAGCCCGAGCCAGAGUCUCUUGUUUGCUCUGAGAACGAAUUCAAGUGCGACGACGACUGUCGGCCGCUCUCCGCGCGCUGCGACGGCUACAAUGACUGUAAGGACCUGACUGACGAGGCCGGCUGCCCGCCCGGAACCGAUCCAUGGCAGGGCCUACCUAGCUCAGUUCAUGAUCCUGAGCAUGAGCGCGAAUCCGAGCCUGAGCCCGAGUCCGAGCCUGAGCCUGAGCCCGAGCCUGAGUCCAUCGAAUGCCAAGCCAAUGAAUAUAAAUGCCACAGCGGCACAUGCAUUGAUGCGAACAGACGCUGCAACAAUUAUGCGGACUGUCCAGAUGGCGAUGAUGAAGGCGAAGACUGCACGGCCGCCUGUAGCGCCAUGGAGUAUCAGUGCCAAGACGGUACCCGUUGUAUCAGCAUCAGCCAGCAGUGCGACGGCCAUGCCGACUGCAAUGACUCCGACGACGAGGAGCAUUGCGACGGAAGUGGUAACGAAUUCGAGAUCUGUGCGUACAACGAGUUCCGCUGCGGCAACGAUGAGUGCAUUCCGAUGCGCCAGGUAUGCGACAAUAUCUACGAUUGUAGCGAUUACACAGACGAACAGAAGUGUGACGUGGACAGCUAUGAUCGCGACACCUUCGACGACGAUGAAAUAAUUCGCAGCUAUGGCCAGCAUCAUCCGCAGAAGCCCAUUCGCCCGCCGCCCAUUAUAGGUCGAGGUGCGGGUAUGCACGAGCUCGAUGAGAGAGAGUACGAGCUCUACCAUCCGAAUAUCUAUGAGAAGAACAGCGCUCGAAUUCCGUGCGCCGCCGACCAAUUCAGGUGCGCCAACAACGUCUGCAUUCCCAUCUACCUCCGCUGCGAUCGCUUCUAUCAUUGCAAUGACAUGAGCGACGAGAUCGGCUGCGAUCGUUACGAGCCAGUCCAGACCACCCGGCGUCCCGUUCUCACCACCAGACCCGUGUGGCGCACUGACGCGCCACCCGUUGCUACCGGUUCGGGCCGAUGGCCUCCUCUGCAGCUGGAGCAGAGGACGACGACAACAACAAGAACAACGACCAGAACUAACUAUCAACCACUUCUAACCACACCACCGACAACAUCAGCGCCUGUGGCUCUGCCGACGAACAGCGGCUGUGCGCCCUAUCAGUUCCUGUGCAACGGCACCUGCGUCCAUCGGGCGCUCAGGUGUGAUGGCAAAUAUGACUGCAAUGAUCACAGCGAUGAGAGAAACUGCCCGGGUAGCAGCAGCAGAAACAGAAACAGACACAACAUCCACAAAACACCCACACACAGAUCCUGCCACCCCGGCGAGUGGCAAUGCGAGAAUUUUGAAUGCAUUAACAUUAAGUUUGUUUGCGACAAACAUUACGAUUGUGCGGAUAAUUCAGACGAGUUGCCGCACAGAUGCUUGGGAGAGGCCACCACACGCCUCAGCGCCGAAGAUUGCACCUCGGAGCAGUUCUUCUGCGACGACUCCUGCUUUGAUCGCUCCAUACGCUGCAACGGCAUUUCCGACUGCACAGAUCAUAGCGAUGAGCACGGUUGCCAUCCGUCGUAUGGCGGCGCCGGCCAUCCCCAUAACCCACGUCAUCCAUCGUACCCCCAUCUGCCUUGUCCACAGCACACGUGCCCCAGUGGCAGGUGCUACACCGAAACCGAACGCUGCGACGGCCGACAUCAUUGCGAGGAUGGUGCCGACGAGGCGAAGUGCUGCGGGGAGAAUCAAUUCCGUUGCCGCAACGGUGACUGCGUGGUGGGCUCUGCCUACUGUGAUGGCCAGAUACAGUGCCUCGACCAUUCCGACGAGGCCGACUGCACCGAAUGCGCACCUUACCAAUUCCGCUGUACCAACGGCCAGUGCAUUAGCAAUUCGGCUUAUUGCGACGGUCGCACAGACUGCCAGGAUAGCUCGGAUGAGCAAAACUGUCGUUCUCCCUCGGCUGGAAGCGAUCCUCAACUGAAUCUCAAGACCUAUCCCGAUUCCCAAACCAUCAAAGAAAGAUAUAUUAGGGAGGGACGCGAGGUAAUCUUCCGCUGUCGCGACGAAGGUCCAUUGCGCGCCAAAGUCAAGUGGUCGCGACCUGGAGGUCGGCCCCUGCCCGCCGGUUUCGUCGAUAGAAACGGACGCUUGGAAAUACCAAAUAUUCGUGUGGAGGACUCUGGAACUUAUGUGUGCGAGGCCAUUGGAUACCCACGACACGUGGCCGGUCAACAAGUGACCGUGCAGCUGAAUGUUGAACGUUACAAUGACCUGGAAUAUAUGCGCCCACCUACAGCUUGUAGUCAGUACCAAGCAACCUGCAUGAGUGGCGACUGUAUAGACAAGUCGCACAUUUGUGACGGCAUUCCGCACUGCGCGGAUGGUUCCGAUGAGCAUAGCUGUAGCCACGGCCGGAAAUGCCAGCCCAACCAGUUCAUGUGUAGCAACAGUAAGUGCGUGGAGCGUACCUGGCGCUGCGAUGGUGAGAACGAUUGCGGAGAUAACUCAGAUGAAGAAUCCUGCGACGUGGAGCCCAGUGGUGCACCUUGCCGCUACAACGAGUUCCAGUGCCGCAGUGGCCACUGCAUUCCUAAGGGCUUCCAAUGCGACGAUCUACCGGACUGUUCAGAUGGAAGUGACGAAAUAGGCUGCAUGGAGCCCGUGCCAAUACGUCCACCACCGCCAGGAAUGGCUCUGUUCGAAGGCCAGGCAUUAAAUCUCACCUGUGUGGCCACAGGCACUCCUGUUCCUACAAUUGUCUGGCGUCUUAACUGGGGACACGUUCCCGAUAAAUGUACCGCAAAGAGCUACGGCGGCACCGGCACCCUCUACUGCCCUAACAUGCUAUACCAGGACAGCGGCGCUUACUCCUGCGAGAUUAUUAACACGCGUGGUACUCACUUCGUCACUCCAGACACUAUCGUCAAGGUGACGGCCGAUCGCAACGACUACUGCCCAGCCGGUUUCUUCAACAUGCUGGCUCGCUCCAGAGAUGAUUGCAUUAAGUGCUUCUGCUUUGGUGUAGCGAGCACUUGCGAUAGCGCAAACCUCUUUACUUAUGCGAUCCAACCACCAAUUAUGUCACAACGUGUCGUCAACGUCGAGCUGAGCCCUUACACUCCGAUCGUUAUUAACGAAGCGCCCUCGAACAGCAUUUUCAAUCUGCACCAUGGCGUUCAGUUCCGUGCCUCAGACGUACAGUAUGGUGCUACCGAGACGCCCUACCUGGCACUACCCUCCGAGUACAUGGGCAACCAGCUUAAGUCUUAUGGCGGUAGUCUGAAGUACGAGGUCAACUACAUAGGGCAAGGCAAUCAAAUCAAUGCACCCGAUGUAAUCAUCACUGGCAACAGCUUCACCUUAACCCACCGCGUACGCCCUCAGCCACAGCCGAACUUGGCCAACAAGAUCAGCGUACAGUUUUUGCCAGGAAACUGGUUCAAGCCGGACGGUCGCAAGGCAACACGCGAAGAAAUCAUGAUGAUAUUGGCCAAUGUAGACAACAUACUUAUCCGAUUGGGCUACAUAGAUACCACUGAGCGUGAGGUAACGCUCACAAGCAUCGUGAUGGACUCCGCGGGCACAGCGGACCAGGGUCUAGGAUCAGCCUCGCUCGUCGAAAAGUGUAACUGCCCACGAGGCUACAUUGGCGAUUCUUGUGAGAGUUGCGCCCCAGGAUUUGUGCGACAGCCAGGUGGUCCUUGGCUCGGUCACUGCGUGCCGUACACUCCCAAGCCUUGCCCUGUUGGCACGUACGGUGAUGCCCGCCGUGGUGAGCAUUGCCGUGAAUGCCCAUGUCCCCAGACCGGGAACAACAAUUUCGCUAAUGGCUGCCAGUUGAGCCCCGAUGGAGAUGUCAUCUGCAACUGCUACGAAGGCUACACUGGACGCCGCUGUGAAAGCUGCGCCGCUGGCUACCAAGGCAAUCCAUUAGCACCGGGUGGCAGCUGUCAUAGAACACCAGAGUCCUCUUGCAAUGCUGAUGGAACCUACAGCGCCUAUGCCAACGGCACCUGCAAGUGCAAAUCACUCGUAACUGGCGCCCACUGCGACACUUGUGCCCCCAAAUCAUUCCAUCUUAAUCACUACACUGAAACGGGAUGCUUUGAGUGUUUCUGCGGUGGCUUGCAGGUUGAGUGUGGCAGCACGUCGUGGUAUCGCGACCAAGUCGUCUCGAGCUUUGGUCGAACACGCGCACCCCAUGGCUUUAACCUUGUCCGCGACUACACCAAUCCCGUGGAUUUGCCAUUUGUAACCUCAGCCAACGACAUCAGCUUCAGUGAGAUCUCAGAGCCCAGCUCAGAGACGCUGUACUGGAGCUUGCCUGCUUCGUUCCUGGGUAACAAACUUACCGCUUAUGGCGGCAGGCUUAACUAUACUAUAAGCUACAGUCCACUGCCCGGCGGUCAGCUGUCUCGCAACAAUGCGCCCGAUGUAGUUAUCAAAAGCAAUGAAGAUCUAGUUCUUUUCCACUAUCGCAAGUCCCACGUUAGUCCAAGCACUUCCACUUCCUAUGCUGUAUCAAUCAUCGAAAGCGCAUGGCAACGAUCUGAUGGUCAAUUGGCAGACCGGAAGCACCUGCUCAUGGCCCUAAGCCACAUUGCCGGCAUCUUUAUCAAAGCCACGUACACCACCAGCACCAAGGAAGGUACACUUAAGCAAGCCGUUCUAGACAUCGCCACAUCAACAAAUCUAGGCUCCCAACGCGCCUAUGAGGUAGAGGAAUGCCGUUGCCCUGAGGGCUAUAUCGGUUUGUCCUGCGAACGCUGUGCACCUGGAUACAAGCGUAGUGAGGGCGGCCACUAUCUGGGACUGUGUGAGAAAUGUGAAUGCAAUGGUCACUCCUCGCAAUGCGAUGCUGAGACCGGAGUCUGUCUUGACUGCGACCACAACACUGAAGGUGAAAGCUGCGAGCGCUGUGCCGCUGGCUAUAUCGGUGAGGCGUCCAAUGGCUCACCAUAUGACUGCCAACCGGACUAUGAACAAAGACCAGAACCACCACAGCCAGAUCCAGGCAACCAGACCACGUGCGCCUAUUGUAACAGAGAUGGUACGGACAGUUGUGAACAAGACUACUGCUAUUGCAAGCAAAACGUGCAGGGUAGAUACUGUGAUCAGUGCAGACCCGGCACGUAUGGCCUCUCAUCUGGCAAUCCCGACGGCUGUGAGGUGUGCUAUUGUUCUGGCCAGUCAACACAGUGCCGUUCUGCCUCAUUAUACCGCACACUUAUACCCGUGGACUUUAUUACCAGUCCGCCAAUCAUUACGGAUGAGGACGGUCAGUCCUAUGGCGAUGAUAAUCUAAACUUUACCUUAGCUACGAACGAAUAUGUCUACUCGUAUCCCACUUACUCCCCCAAAUACUGGAGUCUUCGUGGCUCCGUGCUCGGCAACCAGUUGCGCUCGUACGGUGGUCAUCUCCAGUAUAUUUUGGAGGUGCAGACCUCCGGUCACUACCAACCCGGCAUUGAUGUGGUGCUCAUUGGCAAUGGACUGAAGCUACUGUGGUCUCGCCCCAACAACGAGGCCGAUAGCAUUGACUACACAGUACUGCUGCAUGAGGAUGGUGAUUGGCAGCGAAAGGACUUCGGACGCGUCGUUCCUGCCACACGCAGUGACUUCAUGAGCGUGCUGAGCAACCUGGAGCAUAUCCUGAUACGCGCCACCCCCCAAAUACCCACCCUACGCACGGCCAUACGUGACGUUAUUCUCGAAACAGCGGUUGAACAGCCCAGUCCAGACGCUCGUCAAGCCAUCGAAAUCGAGUUGUGCCAGUGCCCAUCCAGCUACACCGGCAACUCCUGCGAGAACUGCGCUCCACUACACUACCGAGACGAAAGCAACAAUUGCCGGGCCUGCCCUUGCCAGGAGUCAACGAGCAACAGCUGCGCAUUGAGCAGCAGUGGCUUUGUCGAAUGCCAAUGCAAGCCCCGCUACACUGGCGACCGUUGCCAGCUAUUCGACAAUGGCCAGAUACAGCCACCAACUACGGAGCCACCAGAAGAUCCCCGCACAAGGAUCACAGUUUCUAUAGCUAAGCCAGAGAUAACCAUUGUACCGGUAGGCGGAUCGCUGACGCUCAGCUGUACAGGCCGCUUGGCUUGGAACAAUCGCCCUGUGGUGGUCAACUGGUACAAGGACAACAGCGCCCUGCCUGUGGAUACGGAAAUCGAUGGAGGCACAAUACACCUCCACAAUCUGCAGAUUGCAGACUCGGGCAUCUACAUCUGCCAGGCCAUAAGCGAAGAUACAUCACGCGUCGCCGAGGACAAGGUGUCCAUCACAAUAACAGAGAGUUCUCAACGUGCGCCCGCCGAGAUUACAAGGUUGCCAAGCUACGUUACCUUUGAGGAGUACCAACCCAACGAAAUAGUGUGCGAGGUUAGGGGUAACCCCACCCCUGUUGUUACCUGGACACGUGUUGAGGGUCAGGUCGAUGGACACACGCGCACAGACGGCACGCGUCUCAUCUUCGACUCCCCCCGUAAGUCAGAUGAGGGAAGCUACAGAUGCCGCGCCCAAAACAGCCUCAACAGUGAUGAGAAAUACGUGCAGCUCUACGUUCGUGCCAAUCAGCCACCACAGCCGCCACAACGCGAACGCGUCUAUGUGGAGCCGGAGUCCUACAACGGCGAGACUGGCGAGAGUGUGCGCCUUAUGUGCCAAUCCACGGGCGGCGCCCAAUUGCAGUACGACUGGCGGCACGACGGUUACCCAGUGACUCAUCAGUACAACGUCAUCGUCAGUGGCAACACGCUGGAGAUUCGCGAUGCAACUAUUCGCGACUCGGGCACCUACACGUGUGUAGGCUAUGAUUCGCGCAACCGACGCAACUACACCGGCGAUGCGCAGGUGAUCAUUGAAGAGCGCCAAAUACCACCCAUUUCGGACAGCAUUCGGCCUAAAAUAUCGCGUCUGCCUGAGCAGAGCCUGGUAGACCAGGGCCAUGACUUCAUGCUCACGUGCGAAGCCAGUGGCACUCCACAUCCCACUGUCAAGUGGACUAAGGUGCACGAUCGGUUGGCCGACAAUGUCCACCAAAGCGGCAACGUGCUGCGCAUUAUGAACGCGAACAGCGAGAACCGCGGAGUGUAUCUCUGCAUUGCUGAGAACAUACACGGAUCUGAUCAAGCCAGCACUUAUAUCGAGAUUGAAGCUCGGGAGGCGCCGAGCGUUGAAAUCGAGCCGAAAGCGCCGCAAACGCACCAAGUCGGCGCCCAGGGUAUGCUCUACUGUCGCAGCAAUGGCAUACCGGAGCCGACGGUGCAGUGGCGCCGCGUCGAUGGCCUGCCGCUCUCGCCACGACACAAGGAGCUCGCCCCUGGCUAUAUACUCAUUAACGAUAUACAAAUUGCCGAUGCCGGCGUAUAUGAAUGCCAAGCUGAAAAUACCGUUGGACGUGCCACAGGUAGAACUACAGUGAACGUAAUCGAGAUUCCUCAGAUCACAAUCGAGCCCAACGAGUCCCUGUAUCGCGUUACUGAAGGGGACGAGGUUCGUGUGACUUGCAUCGCGAGCGGCUAUCCCAACCCCAGUGUGCAUUGGGACAUUGGUCAGCCGGAAGCGUUAAGUAGCGGCCAAAACACGGCCUACCUCAACAUAUAUCGCGUCUCGCAGUCCGAUUCCAGGGUAUACACAUGCACGGCCGUCAACGAGGCUGGUACUGAUCAGGCACAGAUUACCAUUGAUGUUCAACCAAAGCGCGGCGAUAUCGGAGACUUUGACGGAGAUGUAGAGCGGGAGCCCGACCGCCAAAUAUACCAUCCACAGCGUCCACAGGACAUAUGGCAGUACCCAGCUAACAUUGGAGACACUGUACAGCUGACGUGCGACCUGACCGGCCCUCAAGGCCUCACUUCAAAGUGGGAGCGCGGCGACGGUCAGCAACUGCCCGCGAAUGCACGUAUCGAUCAUAAUACAUUGAUCAUCGACUCCGUUGAAGAGCAGAACUUUGGCCAGUAUCGAUGCAACGGCUAUGAUGACCGCGGCAUACUCGUCGCCUAUGUAGUGCGCGACUUGAGGCUAAUCCCACUGCCACGCAUCACCUUCCAUCCAAACAUACCAUUGGUUGUGGAGGCCAACAAGGACGUACAGAUCUACUGCGAAGUGACAAACGCUCACCCAGAGAAUGUGCAUUGGACCGCGGACAACAAUCGUCCACUGCCUAGCUCCGUCAUUAUCGAUAACCAGUAUCUACGGUUCACAUCCAUUACACCGGCCGACGCGGGCGUCUAUCGCUGCACGGCCUCCAACGAGUACGGCAAUACAUCGAAGAACGCCCAAGUGGUGGUCAAACCGCCCUCCUCCUACCAUCCACUCCCACAAGCGGAGCAGCAGAUCCAACAUGAGGGAGACAACAUUAAUCUGAAGUGUGACACGCAGCGCAGCGAGCUGCAAUCCAACAUCAGGGUGAAAUGGUAUCGUGAGGAUCGACGUCCACUGCCACCGGGCUCCAUUAUCACGGACGAUGUGCUCCACCUGCGCUACCUGAGUGCACAGGAUGCUGGUCGCUACAUAUGCGACUCGUACGAUGUAAGGAGCGGCCAGAGUCUGCCGCCGUCCUCCGUCGACUUGGUUGUACUGCCAAAAAAACCCAAGUUCAAUAUUUUUAAGGGGAAGCACAGCGUUAAUGAAUUGCCUUGCAUGGUUUUCUAUAUAUGUGCAGACUUUAAGCCUAGCAAAACAUUAGCAGCUAACAAGCCGCUGGCCACGCCACGCCCCCUCACGCCCUACACCUGCCAGCCGAGCGACUUCAAGUGCGUCUCGCACCCCCACACCUGCAUCAAGGCCAAUAUGGUUUGUGACGGGAUCCACGACUGCACCGACCACUCCGACGAGUUCAACUGCACACGCGACUAUGCGCUGAAGAGCGGUGGCGGCGGGGAGAUCGCCACCAAGGCAGUGGUCAGUAGUCCGACAUCGGGUGCGGGCACGGGUCUGGGGAGCAGCGGUUUCAAGCGCUGGAAAAAGAGCCACAAGCAGAAGAGACAUCACCUCUGGGAGCAACAGCUGAAUGGGGAGCAGCGACUAUUGCGCCUGCGGCAAAAGAAGCAUCACUGGAAGCGCGUCCAACAGUUUUUACCACGCAAGAGUGAAGUUGUGCAGCUGGCCAGGAAUGUCGCUGAAGUGGCGCCCACACCCCGCUACCCUUACCUGCCACCCCCGGCGGUCACCGCCGAGCCGGAGCCGCAAAGACCGCGCGACUACAGCCUGAAACUGGACCAGCAGUCAUCGAAUCUACAGGUCGGUGAAUCCACCGAAGUCGAAUGCUACUCCUCCGACAGCAGCUACACCGACGUCAUUUGGGAGCGAGCCGAUGGAGCACCCCUAUCCGCCCACGUUCAGCAAGUGAACAACCGCCUGGUAUUCGCCGAUGUGACAGCCGCCGAUGCCGGAAACUAUGUAUGCAAGUGCAAAACUGACAACGGCGAUCUCUACACCACCAGCUACGAGCUGACCGUAGAAGGAAGCCCACACGAGCUGAAACGCCCAAAAAUCGUGCACGCAAAGGUAGGAGCCGAUGCCCAGCUGCAAUGCGGUGCCGAUGAGAGCCGUAACCCUAGUCGACGCUGGUCUCGCCAGUACGGUCAUAUGCAAUCGGGUCGCACCAUUUUGAGCGAGACGCUGAAGCUCGAAGAUGUGCAGGCCAAUGAUGCGGGCACCUACAUUUGUACGGCAGUACACAAUGAUGGAGAGUCUAUUGAUUAUCCCACGAUUUUGGUGGUGACCGGAGCUAUUCCGCACUUUCACCAAACACCGCUGAGCUACAUGAGUUUCCCACCCCUUUCCGAUUCCUCAUUCAAGUUCAAUUUCGAGAUUACCUUCCGGCCCGAGGCGGCCGAUGGGUUGCUCCUCUUCAAUGGUCAAACCCGCGGCACUGGUGACUAUAUUGAGCUCUCGCUAAAAGACCGCGUUCCUGAGUUCAGUUUCAACUUCGACGGAAAGCCAAUGCUUAUUCGGGCCGAGAGGCCCGUGACCCUCAACGAAUGGCAUACAGUGCGUGUUCAUCGCUCGCGCCGCGACGGCUACAUGGAGGUGGAUGAUCAGCAUCCAGUGGCCUUCCCCACACUGGCGCAGGUGCCUCCGCUCGAUCUUAUUGAGGACCUAUACAUUGGCGGCGUACCGAACCGGGAUCUGAUGCCCACAGGACAUGUCCAGAAGUCCCCAGGCUUUGUGGGAUGCAUUAGCCGACUAACGCUACAGGGUCGCACCAUUGAAUUAAUGAAGGACGCCAAGCUCAAGCAGGGUGUUACUAGCUGCAAGCCCUGUCUCCAAAAUCCCUGCUCCAACGGUGGCAUCUGUCUGGAGAGUCAGACGGAGUUGGCUUACACUUGCAUCUGCCAGCAGGGAUGGACGGGCCGCAAUUGCGCCGUCGAAGGCACCCAAUGCACACCCGGCAUUUGCGGUGCCGGUCGCUGCGAGAACACCGAUACCGGCACUGAGUGCCUAUGUCCGCUAAAUCGCACAGGCGAUCGCUGCCAGUAUAUAGAGCAUCUUAACGAGCACAGUCUGAACUUUAAGACGAACAGCUAUGCGGCCUACAGCACGCCACGUGCCUCGCGAAUUAACAUAACCCUAUCAGUACGGCCAGCUAGUCUAAACGACGCUGUGCUGCUGUACGCUGCGGAGUCUAAGUUGCCAAGCGGGGACUUUUUGGCUCUGGUGCUGCGAGACGGCCACGUAGAGCUGAUCAUCAAUACAGGAGCCCGUUUGAAGCCGGUGGUUGUGCGCUCCGCUAGUCCGCUGCCGUUGAACAGCUGGACCCGCAUCGAGCUAGUACGUCGUCAGGGCGAGAGCAUACUGCGAGUGGGCGAUGAGCCCGAACAGCGGGCAAAGGCUUCGGGCGCCGCACGUGCCCUUUCCAUCAAGACCUCACUGUAUGUGGGCGGCUACGAUCGCUCAACAGUGAAAGUUAACCGGGACGUGAAUAUCACGAAUGGUUUCGAUGGCUGCAUUUCCAAGCUGCACGACUCUCAGCGUGCCAUUCACCUGCUUGCCGAUAUUGUGGAUGCUGCAAACGUACAAAACUGCGGCGAAAUUAAUGAAAUCGGAAACAAUGACAAUUUCGACGGCGACAACGACGACGACACCGAUGACGAAGAGCUGCCGGUUGCCCCACCCCAUUUAGUAUCUCCCACCCAGGGAUUCGCAGACCACGAACCCAUCAUACAGCGGCCUUGCGAAAGCGAGCCCUGUGAGAACGGCGGCACUUGCAGCGAGCAAGGCAAAAUAGCAGUGUGCUCAUGUAAGGUCGGCUACGGUGGCAAGCACUGCGAAGAACAUAUCGAAAUCAACUACAAUGCCUCGUUCCGCGGCAAUGGCUACCUGGAGAUCAAUCGCAACCAGUUCGAUGACUCCAUUGAGCAGAGCUAUACCUAUGCGGCCGUUCUGUUCUCCACAACCAAGCCGAAUGGCCUGCUUCUCUGGUGGGGUCAGCCAGCCGGUGAGGAAUUCACAGGACAAGACUUUAUUGCGUUAGCUGUUGUCGAUGGCUACAUCGAGUACUCAGUGCGUCUGGAUGGCGAGGAGACGUUCAUUCGCAAUGUUGCAGGCCGCGUUGACGACGGCAAGCGGCAUAUCGUAAUAAUAAAGCGCACAGACAACACUGCCAUGCUGGAGGUCGACCAUGUCGUCGAUGUGGGCGAGACACGGCCUACGGGCACGAAAGCCAUGCGUCUGCCGGGCAAUGUGUUCAUCGGUGGCAUACCCGACAUCGCUCAGUUUACAGGACAACGAUAUAAGCACAACUUUAAUGGCUGGGUGCAUAUGGUCGAGGGCGAAGCCGUGGGCCAAGUACGGCUGGGCAACACGGCUGUCAAUGGCGCUAAUGUCGACGCCUGUCCAGUUAAUAACUGGUACCCUUCAAGCCUCGUCUAUCAUAAGUUCGAUUUCGACGACUUUCGCUUCGAUCCCACGUACUUCGACGAGCUCGAUCAGCCACCGCCGGUGCACAUUAUGCAUCGACAACCCGCCUUCAACACCAUGUACCAUAGUGUGGGAUCGGGCGGGGAUGGAAGCGGGAGUGGGGGCUUACUUUGUAGUGGGUGGACUUACGGGCUGUUUAUAGCUCCCAGGGCUAUAGCCGUGACACUAGCUGUUACAUUUUUGCGACUACCCGCCCCAAGCUAAGACCAUUCUGAGAGGGAGCAGUGGGUCCAAACUAUCUGUGUGAAGAGGCAGAUGCAAAUGCAAAUGCAUGAGGCACUUAGUCGGUGCAAAUAAUGGUGCCAUAUCAUUGCUAAAUACCAUGUUAUAUAUUCAAGCUAUAUCAAAAACCGAUACAUAUAU